This is a messenger RNA of Dioscorea cayenensis subsp. rotundata (Guinea yam), 1240 nucleotides long. RefSeq names its product hypersensitive-induced response protein 4-like. The record is from RefSeq and is a predicted model, not a curated record. Gene Ontology annotation, molecular function: GTPase activity. Bases 422 to 841 code for a protein of 139 amino acids. The transcript is spliced from 9 exons. Lineage: Eukaryota; Viridiplantae; Streptophyta; Magnoliopsida; Dioscoreales; Dioscoreaceae.
GUUGGUGAGAAUCCCAUCCUCCCUCUUAGCCGAUCUCACUGUUCUACCUCAUCGACGGCGACGGCGACGGCGACGGCGACAGCGAAGGUGACACCGGCUCCUCCUCGUUGACUGCGGUAACUCCGUCAACUUAUUGCUCUAGCUUGUAUCAACACUAUGAUACUAUUCGGAGGACCAUGCACUUUUUUAAUCUUGAUCCUGCUGUGGAGCAUUUUGAUAAUCCGGUUGCUAUGGAUAUAAGGGAAUUUAUUUCCUUGGAUGAUGUUAUGGAGGAACUUGUUCUGGGCCGUAAUGGUGGCCUUAUUUACUGCAUGGAGCAUCUUGAAGAGAAUCUUGAUGAUUGGUUGGCAGAAGAACUGGAUAACUAUUUGGAUGAUGACUAUCUUAUUUUUUAUUGCCCAGGGUUAUUCCAAAGUCUUUGAUGCCAAGACAUGACAAUGUCUUUGUGAAAUUGGUUUGCUCAAUUCAAUAUCGAGUUUUCAAGGCAGAUGCUGAUGAUGCAUUCUAUGAGUUGCAAAACCCUAGAGAACAAAUUCAAGCUUAUGUCUUUGAUGUUCUAUGGGCUCAUGUUCCUAGAAUGACUCUAGAUGAGCUUUUUGAGCAGAAGAAUGAUGUGGCACAGGCUGUCUUGGAGGAAGUUGAAGAGGUGAUGGGAGCCUAUGGCUACAACAUAAAGCAGAUUCUCAUGGUUGACAUUAUACCUGAUCCCUCGGUGCGCAGAGCAAUGAAUGAGAUAAAUGCAGAUGCAUUCAAACUUGAUACACUUUUGAAGUUGUCAGAUGUUAAAGGCACAGAUGGGAAGACGAGACUAUUGCACUUGGUCAUUCAAGAAAUUAUUUGAUCUGAAGGUGUGCGUCUGCACGUAUGGCUAGAGAGCAAGUGAGCAUCUCUAGUUUGACCACUUCUAGUUUGGGUUCCUUUGAUUUAACUGAAGAUCCUCCCCAAGAAGUCUUGACAAGUACAGCGGCAAACCUUGGCCAUAGAUUGGUAAAGACAAAAGAGUUCUUGAACACAGAUAUGAAGAGUUUAGAGGAGCAAAGCGGUUGUCAUUAUUUUCUCAAGUCUUUUGUAGAACAUGCUGAAACUGAUAUUGCGGUUUUUAUUGCUGUGUGUCAUGCCGGUAGGUCAUGUAGGUUGCAGACAAGUGAGUUGUCUAGUGCAUUGAUCUAGUAACAGAAUGGUUGAAAAUGACAGUAAAACAUCUCUAUUGAUAUUUUUAUUGGUGAAAAUUUGGUUUAGG